ACUGCCGCGUAGGACACUACGCCUUACCACGCCUCCCUGAUUUUAUACUAAAAGCUGUUCGACAAGUUAAAGCGUGAAGAGGGGAGAGGAAAGUCCAACUAAGGUCAUCUGGAGAAUUACAGCGGGUGUACGAUAGCAGUGCAUGUGAGUGUGGAGUGGAGGUGUCAGGGUGGUGAACGGCUGACGUGUAGUGGUGGAGAGAGCGCCUCAGUCAACAUCACCACCUUAACCAAAACACGAGCAACACCACCACCACCAUCAACACCACCCGAGCCAGUACACGCCCAACAACAUCACCAACAGCACCAACGAGAUGAGGGUUCUCCUAGCUGCGCCACUUUCCUGUCUUCUCCUGCUGGUGCCGACAGCCCUCGCUCAGAUCACCAUAGUGAGCAUUUUAGACGAGUCGCUGCAAGAGGGUGUGAGCUGGUUGGAGGAGGCCGUGUCGCAGGCACAGAGGAAGACGGGCCUGAGCCUCUCGCAAGAAAUAGUCAAGGUGUCACUCGACAAUGAGAACGACGGCAAGGAUAAACUGUGCUCGGCGCUGUAUAACGGAGUGGCUGUGGUGAUGGACAUGACGGCGGGAGGGUGGACGCACGCCCGGGACACCGCAGCAGCCCACGGCGUCCCUUACUUAAGAUUGCAGGUGUCUAACUAUCAGUGGAUGGCCGCCACUGACGACCUCCUCCGUAGCCGCAACGCCACGGACGCUGCCCUCAUCUUUGGCUCGGAGGCCCAGCUGGACCAGGCCCUCUACUACCUGGUGGAGGGGUCAGUAGUACGGGUGAUCGUUCUCUCCGGCGUCGACGAGUCUACCACCGAGACCCUCAAGAAGAUGAGGCCCUCCCCUUCCUACUACGUCAUCCUGGGCACCACCGAGGAACUCUCUAAGCUCUUCACUAAGGCGGUACAGAAUAAGUUGGUGACCCGAGACUCCCGCUGGACGCUCGUAGCCACAGACCACAAACAAGAUGACUUCGACCGUGGGUUGUUGAUGGGGUCAACGGGAGUCACCAUGAUGACACCCGUCGAGGAGGUCUGCUGCACUGUCAGGAACCGCCAGAACUUCUGCGACUGUGACAGCCUUGUGAUCCCCAAAGAGCUGACAGUUAACACCAUGCUGACGCUGACGAAGGCACUGAAGGCAAACGGCGCCACGAAUGUGCAGGGAACGUGUGAAGAACCGGUCACAGAUCCGCCCUCAACCGCCUCCUUCUACUCCGCCUUCCAGACGGAGUUGGGCUCAUGGCCUAAUGUGGUUUGGAAUGCAGAUAAACUACAGACAGUGCCAGAGCUCAAGUUCGACAUCAUAGCCAUCAACAGCAGCGCUACCUCAGUCGUGGGCAGCUGGAACACAAGCAAGGAGCUGGUCCUCAACCCACAGUACGAGCACUCCCCCAUCAGGAGGCACUUCAAGAUCGGCACCAUCAUGUCUCGGCCGUGGGUGAGCCCCAAGACAGGGAAAGAAGGAGAGAGUUCGAGCAGUAUUGACCCCGCCAACUACAUAGGCUACUGUGUGGAGUUGUCCGCCCGCCUCGCCGAGCACAUGAAAUUCGAUUUCGAGUUAAAGUUCCCUGAUGACGGUCAGUACGGCGCCAGGCAGAAGAACGGCUCCUGGAAUGGCCUCGUCGGUGACCUGUCUAAUGGGGUGACUGACAUUAUCGUGGCACCACUGACCAUGACCUCGGAGCGGGAGGAGGUGAUCGACUUCGUGGCACCAUACUUCGACCAGUCCGGCAUCUCCAUUGUGAUUCAGAAGCGCCAACGGGAGGAAAACCUUUUCAAGUUCAUGACGGUGCUGAGGGCGGAGGUAUGGGUGUCGAUUGUGGCGGCGCUGGUAGUGACAGGCAUCAUGAUCUGGCUCCUCGACCGUUAUUCUCCGUACUCCGCCCAAAAUAACCCCGAUCUCUACCCUCCGCAAUGCAGGAAGUUUACCCUGAAGGAGAGUUUUUGGUUCGCCCUGACGUCGUUCACGCCGCAAGGUGGCGGGGAAGCACCCAAAGCCCUAAGUGGGCGGACGUUGGUGGCCGCCUACUGGCUCUUCGUAGUGCUCAUGUUAGCAACCUUCACCGCGAACCUCGCGGCCUUCCUCACUGUCGAGCGCAUGCAGACGCCAGUGAGCUCCUUGGACGAGCUGGCGGGGCAGAGCAAGAUCAACUACACGGUGCUCCAGUCCACUGCCACCUACCAGUACUUCGCCAACAUGGCCGCCGCCGAGGAAGAGCUCUACCGGGUAUGGAAGGAGCUCACCCUAAACAGCACAAGUGACCAGAGCAAGUACCGUGUGUGGGACUACCCCAUCAAGGAGCAGUACACGCACAUCUUACAGGUCAUCCAGGAGUCUGGCCCCGUGGAACGCGCUAAAUUCGGCUUUGAGAAGGUGUUAAAAGACAAGAAUGGAGAAUUUGCUUUUAUCCACGACGCGUCGGAGAUCCGCUACGAAGUGUACCACAAUUGUCUGCUGACAGAGGUUGGGGAGCCUUUUGCCGAACAGCCAUAUGCCAUUGCCGUACAACAGGGAAGCCACCUUCAGGAUGAGAUCAGCAGGGCAAUUCUGGAGCUGCAGAAGGACCGGUACUUUGAGGCUCUGUCGGCACAGUUCUGGAACUCGUCCGCCCGCGGGUCCUGCCCCAACGAUAACGACUCUGAGGGCAUCACACUUCAGAGCCUCGGUGGAGUCUUCAUAGCCACACUGAUCGGGUUGGCCCUGGCCAUGAUCGCCCUGGCAGCAGAAGUGCUGUACUACAAGCGCGGGGGCACUACCCUGGUGAGUGACCUUCCGCCCAAGAUGGCUCUCAAAAAGGCCUCAGAGAAGGACCACAUCUCUCGCAUCAACGUCACCCCUGUCUACUAGUCCUCCCGGCCUUCUCUGUUACCCUUAUUGAAUCCUGUGGAAUAACCUAUUAUUCUGGAAAAACUAUAUGUAUGCAUUUAAGUAUAUAGGUAACAGUUUAGUGUGAUUCACAAUAAAGGGUAUAGGGCUGGGAUGUCCUGGCAUAGGGAGCGCUUCAGUAUCUUGCACUACACAUUAUCCACAUCAUCCCACUUGUAACUUCUUUGGGGAUGUGUGUCUCCAAAUAAAUAUGAGCCUCAAGUUGAUCGAUUCUAGUGUAAUGCUCAUUACGAAAUUAUAAUUUCUUUUUUUAAGCACGUAUUGUUAUCACGCUGAAACGGAUUAACAGAAUGAUCUUUUUCCUCUGAGUUAUUCUUUAAAUCUUGAUCGUUAAAUAUCCAUGAUUAAGCGGAAUCCUCAAAAUAAAUAUAAUGAAUAUAUGUAGUACAACGUGAUGUGCAUUGUAUAUGGCGCAAAAUAUCAAUUUCAAUUUCAAUUGUUUAUUCCUUGAUAGAGGAAGCGGGAUCCUAGUGCUGUCACUAGGUACCCCUGUACAAUGACACCAGAAGCAU
Messenger RNA from Homarus americanus (American lobster), 3405 nucleotides. It is a transcript of the gene Ir8a, whose product is annotated as ionotropic receptor 25a-like. Lineage: Eukaryota; Metazoa; Arthropoda; Malacostraca; Decapoda; Nephropidae. Bases 314 to 2854 code for a protein of 846 amino acids. Gene Ontology annotation, biological process: synaptic transmission, glutamatergic; modulation of chemical synaptic transmission; monoatomic ion transport. The transcript is spliced from 18 exons. Gene Ontology annotation, molecular function: transmitter-gated monoatomic ion channel activity involved in regulation of postsynaptic membrane potential; glutamate-gated receptor activity. The record is from RefSeq and is a predicted model, not a curated record. Gene Ontology annotation, cellular component: postsynaptic membrane; plasma membrane.